AUGAUGAUGAACUCUGGGUUCUUCUAUGUGUCCUUCAUUGAAGAAUGUGGCGUCACCAGAGAGGUGGCCUCAUGGCCCACCAGCAUCCUGUCGAGCGUGUCACACUCAUCAGGUCUGCUGGUUUCGUGUGCUCAGCGGCACCUGUCCGUCUUCCAGAUCGGCCUUAUUGGCAGCGUCUUCCUGUGGGCCGGAAUCCUGGGAGCCGUAUUCGCUCCCAACAUGGCCUGGAUGACCCUGACGCUAGGCGCAAUCCAUGGUGUGGGCGUGGGCGUUGUCUGCGUGACGCUGGUCAUCGUAGUCAUGAUGUACUUCGACAAAUACCGCGGCAUAGCCAGCGGCAUAAAGUACACCGGGUACUCGCUGGCUUCACUGCUGUUUCCAAUGAUACUCACAUCGCUGAAGGAUGCCUACGGCUUCAGAGGAUCUAUGCUCGUGUACGCUGCAAUCACCAUGAAUGUGACAGCUCUGACACUGCUUUUGAAAGAGCCUCCAUGGGAAAUAAAUGAUCGGAACCGUAAGACCAAAACAUCUAAGGAAGAAAGAUCGUGA
Dermacentor silvarum is the source of this 549-nucleotide messenger RNA. Its product is annotated as monocarboxylate transporter 9-like. Lineage: Eukaryota; Metazoa; Arthropoda; Arachnida; Ixodida; Ixodidae. Bases 1 to 549 code for a protein of 182 amino acids. Gene Ontology annotation, biological process: transmembrane transport. Gene Ontology annotation, molecular function: monocarboxylic acid transmembrane transporter activity. The transcript has 4 exons. The record is from RefSeq and is a predicted model, not a curated record.